AGGUAACCAAUUUUUUUUCCUUUUCCAAGGCCACAAGAAAAGCCAUUGAGGAAGCUAAAGAAAGACUCAUCAUGCCCCCUGUUUUGGAUGAACGAGAGCCGAUUGAUGAUGUCUUAGCAGAAGACAAAUUACUUGAAGGAACUGAAACUACAAAAUAUGUCUUUACAGAUUUAACUUACUCUGUUCCACAUCGUGAACGUUUCAUUGUAGUUAGAGAACCAAAUGGUGUGUUACGCAAAGCAACUUGGGACGAACGGGACAGAAUGAUCCAGAUAUUCUUCCCAAAAGAAGGGCGCAGAAUUAUUCCCCCAGUGUUAUUUAAGGAUGAACACCUUGGGAACGUAUUUCAGCAAGACCGUCAUGAGGAUGUCCUCAACAUGUGCAUUGCUCAGUUUGAGCCAGAUUCAGCUGACUAUAUCAGAGUUCAUCAUCGGACAUAUGAUGACAUUGAGAAACAUGCCAAAUACGAUCUGCUCCGUUCAACAAGACACUUUGGAGGCAUGGUGUGGUAUCUCGUCAACAGAAAGAAAACAGAUGGCUUACUAAUAGAUAUGAUCAACAGAGACUUGCUGGAUGAUGCUACGAGUUUAAUUACCCUGUAUCACAUGCUUCAUCCUGAAUGUCCAUCAGCAAAAGAAGCUAAGGAAGGGAAACUUCAAGGAGUUGAUCUGAUCGAGGCAUUUGCAAAAACUGAAUCGCAGAGAGAAGGCUACAUACAACUGGCCCUCCAGGCUUAUAAAGAAGCAAUGGCUACUUCUACAGCUUCAUGAAAUCAACCUUUGUUCCCCACAAGUUUUAAGCGUGUUUAUAAGCAUUCUCUGUACAGGAUUCCACAAUAAAUACUUGAAA
Nestor notabilis (Kea) is the source of this 849-nucleotide messenger RNA. It is a transcript of the gene MRPS22, whose product is annotated as mitochondrial ribosomal protein S22. The record is from RefSeq and is a predicted model, not a curated record. Bases 72 to 770 code for a protein of 232 amino acids. The transcript has 6 exons. NCBI's taxonomy places the organism in Eukaryota, Metazoa, Chordata, Aves, Psittaciformes, Psittacidae. Gene Ontology annotation, cellular component: mitochondrial small ribosomal subunit. Gene Ontology annotation, molecular function: structural constituent of ribosome.